Molecule: messenger RNA, 1263 nt
Organism: Penicillium oxalicum
Lineage: Eukaryota; Fungi; Ascomycota; Eurotiomycetes; Eurotiales; Aspergillaceae
Product: putative 1,3-beta glucanase
Exons: 4
Coding region: 1-1263 (420 amino acids)
Source: RefSeq, a predicted model, not a curated record
AUGAUACAGACCGAGCCUCCUUAUUUUCACCCCAUACCCAAGGCGUCACAGCCUUUGAACACUGGCAUCUUCAGGGACGACCUAACAUUUGAUGACUGCGACAGCGGGUCAGCCACUUGCGCCGUCUCGUGGGCUGCGGGAAUCCUGGAUUCCGAGCCGGUGUAUAUGCUAGGGGCAGGACUGUACAGUUGGUUCUCAGGCUACAGCCAGGAUUGUGUCAAAACUGAGAAAUGCCAGCAGCGGGGCUUCCAGAUUGAGCAAAGCAACGACGUAUGGAUCUACAACUUGCGCACCAAGGCGAUUGUUGAGAUGGUGUCGCCCGUUGGUGAACUUGUCACACGCGCCGUCGACAGCCGGAACGGGUUCCUAUCGUCCAUUCUGGCUUGGGUAUGCAAUUCUCCCGACACCAUAAUUGGCGAGCGAAAUGCUCGAGGCCUGGCAGCAGCCGAGGAUGCGUGGGUCCUUGGAAAAGCUACUUUGACGGUGUUUUUUUCAGCAUCUCAGGGCCAGAACUUUACUGUCAAGUCAGCUGUCACUUUUCCCGCUAGGGCAGGAGGCACUAUCUCGACAGGAUACAACGAAACUUGCUUGAAGGAGACAAACACUGGUGCCCAUUGUAACAAUGUGAUCGAUACGUUCAAGAUCGUCGACUCGUACGAGAGAAUGCCGCAGAACGAGCUGUGUUCACAGUGCUUUGUGAAUAUGAACCGUAUGAUGCAGUCGUCGCCUUGCUCUAUUUUCCAGUCUGCGCUAGAAUCUCCAUACCUCAAGGCACGACUUCAAUACAUCCACAGCACUUGUGGGAUUGGAACGGGCCCUACACAUGUGGAGGAUCCGCAAUACUUACCCAUCAAGCAGCAUCCCAUCCCCUGCUUUACGGAAGUCGUUCACACUUCUCAGAUCGGUGAUACCUGCGAUAGUGUAGCACUGAAAUACUCUAUAGCUUCAGCUGCCUUGCAGAGCGCAAAAACUGACUAUAUUACGAAUUGUACAACGCUCGCCGCCGGCAACGAGCUGUGUAUUCCGCUCACCUGCGACAAGAUGUAUAUCUUGGCGGACACGGAUACCUGUGGGUCCAUCGAGCUCGACGCCGGUAUUGGCAUCGGAAAUUUGCGCGCCUACAAUCCGUGGAUCGACUUUUUCUGCGACAACCUUCUUUCGACCGUCUGGGUCCACGGUCGCACCCUUUGCUUGUCUCCGCAGACGGGCGUUUACAUGGAACGUCUCGAACCCCAUUCCUGGGGUCGUCGUAGCUUCCGGUGA